Molecule: messenger RNA, 2093 nt
Organism: Penaeus monodon (black tiger shrimp)
Lineage: Eukaryota; Metazoa; Arthropoda; Malacostraca; Decapoda; Penaeidae
Gene: Gasz
Product: ankyrin repeat, SAM and basic leucine zipper domain-containing protein 1-like
Biological process (GO): piRNA processing
Cellular component (GO): pi-body
Molecular function (GO): protein binding
Source: RefSeq, a predicted model, not a curated record
UGCGUCACGGGAGGACGUUCAUUCUGUGGAGGGCGAUGUUCCGACCGGCCGGCCUGAGCGGCUCCUCCGAGGACGAGUUCGAGGACGACCUUGGAGGGGGAGCUGCGGGAGGCUCGAGGAGGAGCAGGGCCUUGGAGGAGCUGAUUGACAUGACGCCGACGGAAGUGAGACGAGAUGAACAACACGAAGCAACGGACUCGGGAUUUUUUAAUAGCGAAUCGGCACCAGAGAGCCUCGGAUCAAUCUCUUUAGCCAAUGGAAGCGAGCCGAACAGCCUGACUGUCCGAGAUUCGCCAGAGAAGUCCGAAAGCCUCUUUAAUGGGCAGUACAGUUCUCUCUCGCCCGGUUACUACAAUGGGUACGGCUAUUCUAAAGCCCCGAGUCCUGCCCCUUCGUGGUGCUCGCGCAAGAGCCACAGUCCAGCCCCGAGCGGCUCCUGGAGGCGGCGCCGCAUGCACGAGGGCUACUCCCUGCCCCUGGAUGAGUUCCGCAUGGCUGCCAUGCAGGGCAACCUCCCCGUCGUCAAAGCGCUCGUCAAACAAGGAAUUGCCGUAGACCAGAUCUUGAAGUCAGGCUGGACGUGCCUCAUGUACGCUUGCUCCAGCGGGAAGCAGCACAUAGUGGAAUAUCUGCUGCAACAAAAUGCUGACCCCAACCUCCACAAGGAGCUGUUCACGCCCCUCAUGGCUGCCUGUGCCUCUAGUCGGGAGUCCGAGUCAGACCUCCUGGAGUGCGUAGAACUCCUGUUGAACUACGGCGCCAAAGUAGACACGGCCGAGCGCCACAGGAUGACAGCGCUCAUGUUUGCCAGCAAGGAAGGCCGCGCCACCAUUGUCCAGAAGCUCAUCAAUGAAAAGGCUGAUGUGAACAAACAGGAUAAUAAAGGAUGGACAGCUUUAUGUUGGGCAGCAACCAAAGGUCAUGGAAAAGUGGUACGAAUAUUGCUUCAGAAUUCAGCCGACCCUCUCAAAAUGAACACUCAUGGUCAGCGUCCAGCUGAUAUAGCUCUUGCUGCAGGUUAUCCUGAGAUUGCAGACAUUCUAGAGCGUGUGUGUGUGAGGGAUUCGUCAGAAUCAAAUGCCCUUUUUAUCAAGGAAGAAGAUGACCUGGACUGCGUGCCUCGUAAGCCUUCUUCAGACAUCAAAAUCCAGAACUUUGGUGAACUUGAGAUGGUUCUGUCGGGCUUAGACUUGGCAUAUAUGAUACCCCUGUUUCAGGAACAUAAGGUGUCUUUUGAGACGUUUUUGCGUCUGACAGAAAAGGACCUUGAGAGCAUGAAGGUGUCAGCCAUCGGAGUGCGCAAAAAAAUCCUUCAAGCUGUCAAAGAGAUAAACAAGAAAGAGUGGCAGACGUCCAGCCUCCCGGCCAUCACUUUAGACACACAACUGACAGUCCCUGAAGCAGUAGCCAUGAUCGCCAACAUGAAUAAGCAUAUCCGCUACAUGCAUGCAUCCAUAGGCUAUCUGCGAGACCAGCUGCAAGGCAACCCUAGGCUGCUGCAGCUGGGCCAGGAGGUGCACAAUGUGGUCUCCCUCGCAAAGAACUGUGGUGAGACGCUCAAGCACCUGUCCAACUUUCACGAGGAGGUGAAGUUCUUCAAGACCCAUCUCGAUAAGGUCAGUGGAAACGCAGAGUACAGCUCAGCAGACCUCAUAGUGGACUAUGCAGACAACGGCAGAGUGUGGCAGCGACGCCUCUUAGCCUCGCUCGUGGCCACGACGGCAAUUGCAACAAUUCUCUGGUACUCGCGGCCUCGAGCCUUCGCCAAAAUCUUUAACAUUAGUGUUGUGCCGCACGAAACAGUUUUGUUAGACGUAUAAGGUGGCCUCAUUCUUCAGAGAGGAAGUAAAGCUUUGUCUUAAUAUGAUGAGGAGAUGGAUUCAUUUUGUUUGUUUCUGUUUAAACUUCACUUUCAGAAUUGAGAUUUUUUUUCAUCUUUCAACAUUACUGUUAUUAUUAACCAUUGUAAGAGAGAAUACUAUAAUAUUGCUUUCUGAUAUUUAUUGUUAAAUUCCUUACCAAGAAUUGUAAGGAUGUGGGAAAAAGAUAGGUUCUAAUUCUGUAUAGAGAAAAAAAAAUGCUUUGAGUUAUGA